AGUGCCAAGCCUCGGCUUCAAUAUGAGCGGGUUUACGCCAAUAUAGAAAAGCCCGUGUGGGAGUCAUUGCCCUUUUAAACAAGCACUGCCCAAAUGUUAGGGGUUAAAAGGUACCAGUUCCAGAGAAGAUGGUGGCCUCUGUGCUCACCUUGCUCACCUCAUGUAAACAUGUUCAACCUGAUGAGCAACUGCUGCACCUGGGUAUCCAAAAUACAGGAGCCGAUCAGGAGAGUGACCAUUCUUGUGGUUGGUCUUGACAAAGCAGGAAAAACAUCGUCUAUCAGAGGGAUGUUAAGAGUCCCCCAUGGUGUGGAAGCAGGACCCACCCAUGGCUGCGUACGAAAUGAGCUGAGAGUUGAGAACUACCUGGUCACCCUGCUGGAUGUGGGAGGAUCAGCGGAGUCGAGAGGGGCCUGGAGGGAGCUCUCCGCAGAAGCCCACGGGAUCAUCUUUGUGGUGGACUCCAGUGACAGGCCGAGGAUAAAGGAGGUCAAGGAGGUCCUGGCUGACCUGCUGAGACAACCAAGAGUGGCAGGAAAACCCAUAUUAGUGUUGGCAAACAAACAGGACAAAAUGAACGCUUUUCUGGGAAGUGAGCUGAUUGAGAUUCUGUCUCUUGAGAAGCUGGUCAACCAGAGCCGCUCUCUGUGCCAUAUUGAGCCUUGUUCAGCCUUAAUGGACCUGCGACGCUGGUCGGACAGAAAGACUCUACGAGGUCUUCGCUGGCUGCUUCGUGCUGUUUGUCUGGAUUAUCCUGAGCUGUGUACCCGUGUAACCCAGGACAGCAAGAGGCCUCUGGAGCCAAGGGAGAGGGAGAAGAAUGGGAAAACAGAGAAAGUUCGCAAAAAAACCAAGGUGGAACGAAUGCGAUCCAGCAAGUCAGAUCUUCGACAGGUUCAUCGGCCCAAAGACAAGGGAAAAAAGACCAAGGGUGAAGGAAAGCUUCAACCCAUUCGAAACAUGCUGCAGAAGGAGUCCACGCUGAAAAAGAAGCUGAAGACCAAGAAGAAGAAGAAGCCGGUUAAGACCAAGGAAGGUGAAAAAGAUCGAGAUAAAGCAAAUGAACAGGAGGAGGAAGACGAGGGUGACGGUAAUGAAGGAGAACAAGAAAACUCCGGUCAUAGAGAGAAAGCCAGCAGUGCCCUGAUCCCCCCCAAAAGAGGCGAAAUGAAACGCAAAACACAGGUGAAAGAGGAGACUCUGGACAUGCCAGAAUCACCGGACAACGAGAAGCCGCUGAAAGCUAAAGGGGAAAAGAAGAAGAAGAAGAAAGUUGUUAAAGUAAAAAGGAAGAACAAGAUCAACACAGAGGAGAUGCUCGAAGCUUACUCUCAACCUGUGGACCUUUCUGCGACCUUUGAUCUUUACCGAAAAGCAAUACUGGCUCUGAAGGAACGUCAGGAUCAGGGACAGUGAGAGUGAGUCCUGGUUGUGUCCUGCCACCUGAGUGUGAGGAUUUGGUCCACAGCAGUAGUAUACGACACACUACAUCACUUCACAAACUCUCCUACCUUUUUCUCACCAGGGGAAAGACACAGAUUCUGACUGCUAUGUCGUUAUCACUUUCCAUAGACUAUCAAUUCAGACCUGAUCCCUGAACCUUUGGAGUGAAACUGCAAAUUCCAAUGUGUAGUGAAGGGCAGGUCUGCAUUAAGAUGUAAUCAUAGAAAAAUAACAUUGAUAAAAUAACUUUGAAAAAAAUAAAUCAAAAAACAAACGUGUGCUUGGCCAAAACGUUAAUGGAGGUUUUGUUUGUAUAAAUCUUUGCAGUUUUGAUUGUAAAAGAAACAUGAUUUUUGAACUGAAUCCUUUUUUUAAAUGAUUAUUUGAGCAAUUUUCCAGCAAUGAACCGUGCGCUGAGCACGGGGACA
This is a messenger RNA of Xiphias gladius (swordfish), 1871 nucleotides long. It is a transcript of the gene arl13a, whose product is annotated as ADP-ribosylation factor-like 13A. Gene Ontology annotation, molecular function: GTP binding; GTPase activity. The record is from RefSeq and is a predicted model, not a curated record. Gene Ontology annotation, cellular component: ciliary membrane; non-motile cilium. Gene Ontology annotation, biological process: receptor localization to non-motile cilium; non-motile cilium assembly. Lineage: Eukaryota; Metazoa; Chordata; Actinopteri; Istiophoriformes; Xiphiidae. The coding region runs from base 94 to 1416 and encodes 440 amino acids. The transcript has 10 exons.